This is a messenger RNA of Owenia fusiformis, 1313 nucleotides long. Lineage: Eukaryota; Metazoa; Annelida; Polychaeta; Sabellida; Oweniidae. The record is from the annotation of a GenBank genome assembly.
AAGAAAGCAAGCGAGGAAGCAUGGAAGGAAGGAAUGAAGCAAGGAAGGAAGGAGGAAAGGAAGUGAGGAAGAAAUUUAUGAAGAAAGCGAGGAAACAAAGGAGGAAAGAAGGGAGCGAGGAGGGAAAAAAGCAUGGAAGGAAAGAUGCUAGGAAGGAAGGAAGCGAGGAAGGAAGGAAGCGAGGAAGCAAGGUAGGAAGGAAGCGAGGAAGGAAAGAUGCGAGGACGGGAGGAAGCGAGGAAGCAAGGAAGGAAGGAAGCAAGAAAAGAAGGGGCGAGGAAGGAAGGAAUGAAGCAAGGAGGGAAGGAAGUGAUGAAAGAGAGAGGCGAGGAAGCAAGGAAGGAAUGAAGCGAGGGAGGAAGGAAGCGAGGAAGCAAGGUGGGAAGCAAGCGAGGAAGGAAAGAUGCGAGGAAGGAAGGAAGCAAAGAAGGAAGGAAGCAAGAAAAGAAGAGUCGGAGAAGAAAGGAAGCGAGGAAGGAAAGAAGCGAGGAAGCAAGGAAGGAAGGAAGGAAGCGAGGAAGCAAGGAGGGAAAGAAGCAAGGAAGGGAGGAAGCAAGGAAAGGAGGAAGCAAGGAAGGAAGGAUGCGAGGAAGGAAGUAAGCGAGGAAGCAAUGAAGGAAGGAAGCAAGGAAGGAACGAAGCGAGGAAGGAAGGAUGCAAGGAAGCGAAGAAGGAAGGAAGUGAGGAAGCAAGGAAGGGAGGAUGCAAGAAACGAAGGAAGGAAGCAAGGAUGGAAGGAAGGAAGCGAGGAAGGAAGGAUGCAAGAAUGCAGGGAAGCAAGGAAGGGAGGAAGCGAGGAAGGAAACGAGGAGGGAAUAUCGACUUGUACUCAAAGAUGGAACAGAGGGGACAGUUGCAAUACAGAGAAUACAGAAUAUCUUAUAUUACUUCAAAUUAUGAAAAUGAGGAGUAACAUUAAGUCGUCUUGGCUAAUACUUAGUCGGCUUUAUACCCUAAAUAUGUCACUUGAAACAAUACCAAAAGAUCUGAGGAACUUGCGAGCGUGUUUGUUAUGCUCAUUAGUAAAGACAUUUGAACAAUUUGAAUUUGACGGGUGUGAUAACUGUGAAGAAUAUUUACAUUUGAAGCACAAUAGAGAUGGUGUAUAUGAAUGUACAAGCUCCAACUUUGAUGGACUGAUUGGUAUGAUGAGCCCUGAUGAUAGCUGGGUGGCAAAAUGGCAGAGAGUCAAUCGAUUCACUAAGGGGUGUUAUGCUAUAUCUGUGAGUGGAAAACUGCCUCCAGGAAUUGUACGGGAACUAAAGAGUAAAGGAGUUGCAUAUAGACCUAGGGAUGUAUCACAGAGGACUUGA